AUGACCGAGAACGCAACACCUGGCAGUGCCAAUGCGGCCUCAGAUGCUGCCUCGCGCGGCAUGCCCUACUACGAGCGGCUGCGACGCGACCUGCGCGAAUCACUGCAGAAGAAGCGCAUAUUGGACAACAACUUGCAACAACUCGAGGACAACAUUAUGCGAGUCGAGACACAGUACCUUGAAGAGACCAGCGCUGGGAACAUAAUCAAAGGCUUCGACAACUACGUCAAGGGCGCAGCGACCACUACAACCACCAGUGGAGCAGGCACGGCUACACGGCGUAAAGCUCAGGUUAGCGACGUAGACAGGAUAUUCAGUCGAAGCUCGUCCAGUUUCUUGAGGGAGGCAUCAACACCGGCUUCAGCAGGAACAACGCCUUCACAUGCGGCUACGCCCAUCUCAUCGUUUCCCACCCGCGAGUCGAGUCAGCCCACAACGAACGGCGCGAGAGGAGGAAGCAAGAAGAAGAAGGCAGCCGAGGAUGAAGACACAGACGGUCCGUCCGUGAAGAGGAACAAGAUUUCGUAUGGAAGGGAAUGA
This is a messenger RNA of Ascochyta rabiei, 540 nucleotides long. RefSeq lists its product as uncharacterized. The coding region runs from base 1 to 540 and encodes 179 amino acids. NCBI's taxonomy places the organism in Eukaryota, Fungi, Ascomycota, Dothideomycetes, Pleosporales, Didymellaceae. Gene Ontology annotation, cellular component: NuA4 histone acetyltransferase complex. The transcript has 3 exons. The record is from RefSeq and is a predicted model, not a curated record.